GUAAGUUCCUUGUAUGCAGUUUGGGAGGCGUAAAGCACAGUGACUUGAAAGAUUAAAAAUCCGAGAGUUAAGUGACGGCAGGCUUAUAGGCUGUUAACAGAAGUUUCGUCUCCAUUUACGUUUAGUUUAGAUCGAGGGAUGUUUUCCAUAGUGUGUGACAUUCACGAAAAAACUGGAGCGUGAGUGAUGUGUUAAACAUUUUGAUCCGUCUAACAAACUCACCAUGGCGUCUACUGUGCCUCUUGAUAGGGAACUGAGACGCCGGUCGUCAUCCGUGGAACCCACAGCCACAGUACCGGCUACAUCAACGUCAUCACUGGCAGUGACGACUGUAAAAUCGGCCUUGACACCAACAAAGUUACCAUCAUCAUCAUCUUCUGUUUUGAUGUUAUCGCCAAUGAAACCCCCGACCCAGAGCCAUAAACGACGCUCGACGUCUCAAACAAAAACCGAAGAAGAUGGACAACAGCCGAACAGCAAACGUCGUCGCCAUAGCAACAAAAGCCACAUCAGUAUUAACAACGGAACAACCAGUAGCACGAAGGAGGACAUGUUUGAGCAUUAUCAGCCGUGGGUGAUACAGACUUACGGAGACUCCGCGAAGACGAAGACGAUCUCGCUACGAAAGUACGCGCGCGUGCUCAGGACGCUCAGAGGAGAGGAGAGUAAUUCGGUGGAGAAUUCAAAAUUUCGGUUCUGGGUGAAAGCUAAAGGAUUUCGAAUUGGUCAGCCCCCAGGAUAUAUCGCGAAGCCUGCUGACGCUAUUGUCGGGAGUCAAACCUUGUCUGAUGACAAGGAAGGAGGCAACAAGGAUCCGCCCCUCUACGUCCCCACGGCAACUGCAAAGGACGGGCAGGGGCGAGAGAGGCAACUGUUCAAGAAAGUGGCGGUUGUGGAGAACUUCUUCGACAUCAUCUACAGCGUCCAUGUUGAAAUGGAGGGGAGAGCGGGAAAGCACGCAGGACAGAAGCGGACGUACCGCACGAUCACGGAGACCUACGCGUUUCUACCCCGAGAGGCGGUGACCCGCUUCCUGCUGGGUUGCACAGACUGUCAGCGUCGCCCCCGGUCUCCUUCUCCAAUUACUGCAGCCAACGCCCUCAAACCCGCCCCUAGUCCUAGUCUUGCACACACCCCAUCAGACGUAGAACAGACACCCCUUACACCCUCGACCGAUUCCGAUAACUUCACCCUGCCAUCCCCUGUCACUGUGAAAUCCUCCCCUAACCCAACAAAUUCUCGACGAAUGAACAACCAUCAUCAGCUGAACAAUAAUCAUCACAACAACCACCACCAGAGAGCCAAUUCCACACCUAUGACACUGAAAUCUAGUGUUAAUCACCAGCGUCUUAACAACAAUAAUCAUAUCCGUAACAACAAUCACCUAAAGAAGUUGGUGGAACCGCCUGACAUCGAUUUCAGUCUCCCCAUCACGACCACAUACCUGAAGCACAUGCGCAGUCUGGGCUACACUGACGAGGACGCCCUCAAAAUUGACGUCGAGGACAACGUGUCCACCCCCGAGCCUGAUGCUGCAGAUGACGACCACUUCCCAGGACGUAAUGGUGAUAUAAGGCUGACUGACGAUCGAGAAAUGGCAGGUGAUGAUGUGGCUGGACUGUGGACGGGUUACCAUAACGCUUUGGGACUCAAGAAAUCCACACCUCCGGGCUCCAGAGAACAGUCGAGCCCACUACUUCUAGCCCAAGAGACUGGCUCAGCCCAUGAUGAAACAUCGUCCAGCGGAAACAAGGAGGAUGAGGAUGACGAUGAGGAUGAAGGGGAAGACAAAAUUGAUCCGCAACAGUAUGACCCAGAGCGCCUCAAGGCUUUCAAUAUGUUUGUUCGUCUGUUUGUGGAUGAGAAUCUGGAUCGCAUAGUGCCAAUAUCGAAGCAGCCCAAGGAGAAGAUCCAGGCAAUAAUUGAUUCAUGUACUCGACAGUUCCCAGAGUUUGCAGAGAGAGCUCGCAAGCGAAUCAGGACAUACCUCAAAUCAUGCCGCAGAAACAAGAGGUCCAGGGAGACCAAUGGAGCCUGGGAUGCUACACGGCCCACGCCUGCACAUCUUACCUCGGUGCAGGCAGAGCAGAUCCUGGCUCAGGCUUGUGAGAACGAAAGUCACAAUGCCAAGAGAAUGCGCCUGGGCCUUGAGCCUGUCAGUCAGCCACUACCUCUGCUGCCAUCCACCACUACCGACAGUCGUCCAGCAUCCAUGGACCACUACUCAUCUCCUGUUGUGGUGGCGACCGAAGCAGCGACUAAACCUACCCUCUCUACCACUGCCACCCCCACGAUCAAGUCUGAGCCCCCUUCACUUCAUCCUGUAGACGCAGGUCUGUCACCAGCAUUCAGCCCCGCAGCUUCCGUGGGCACCAAGAACACCGUGUCCUCUGUUGAUGCAAUGGCCAAGAGUGUGAACACAACAGCUUCAAUUGGAACAACAGUUAAUGGGAAUGGUACAUCAGCUGCACCUACAGCUUUGUACAGGCCCAACUUCAGCCAAGCCUUUCAGCGUGCCGCCGCUACAGGACCAUAUGCCAAUCCCUUGUUCCCCACCCCCCCAUUUGGUUCUGGGGGUAUGAUAAGCAAUGGGCCAACAGAUCUCAGCAUGAAAACAAAACCUCUGCUAAGCCACAAGCUGAACACAGCAGAAAUGGCGGCAGUGCGGCAACUUAUAACAGGUUACCGUGAGUCAGCAGCCUUCUUGCUUCGUUCUGCUGAUGAGCUUGAGCAACUUCUGCUUCAGCAGCAGUAAGGUGACCACAGUAGCUUGCUUAAAUGGCAGUGAAUACAGAAACAAUGAAGCUAGAGGCUUAGUGACAGAGUGAGUUUCCUACACACAUAUUGAGGUGUUCUGUAUCACUCCAACAUUUUCUUGGUGAUGUUUCUGAAAAAGCAAAGAACCUGCAAAUUGAAGACUGAAAUGAUUCCUUCAUUAGUGACAAAAACAAGUACACACAUAACUGUCAUAUGUUUUUCUGCAUUCGUGGACUGGUGCUGAAACGCGCUGCUUUCAUCUCCACCUGAUGCCAUGUCACAAAAUGCAGAAUUGUUUAAAAGUCUUGAAGUAUAUUUGCAAGUGUGCUGGAAAGAUCAGUGGUGAAUCAGACAAGUUUAGAGCAUCACAGGCAAUGCACAGAUGCGCAGUUAUUCAGUUUAUGACAUAACAAAGUUCUCUAUAUGAUGGGUGAAUGGAAGUUGUCAGAUUGAAGCACAAGAGAAGUUACAUGAUUCUAGGUACUGCCAGUCUCAAAACUUGUUGUUCAUCAGCGAACUGUGAUGAGAAUGUGACAUUAACUGUUCAUGCCCAGUGGCAGUCAGCCUCCUCUUUCUAACCAGCAAUUCCAGCAUGGCAUAUUUUUUCAUUUCAUAGAAGCAAAGCUGUAACCAUAACAAGCACACAGUUUUUCUUGUAAGAUGAAAAUGCAUGUUCUUGAUUCCAUGACAUCUUAAAAGAAUGUGUCACCUACAGAAGGAGUAAUUAAUUUUUGCUGUAAGUUUUGUGUUUGUCUAGUGUUAUUUUAAAUUUUACUUCACAUAUAUUGAUAAUAGGAGAUACAAAAGUUCUGUGCUAGAAGUUUGUUUCUGUCUUUUCUAUUACAAUGGAAUAAAGACAUUUUUACUGUUUCUCAGAAUAAAUGUUGCAUUGAAAUUACGGAUCCAAGACAAGACUGCAUGUAAGCACUUACACAUAGUAUUCCUAUGUAAAGUUUGAUGGGCAAAGCCUUUAGAAUAACACAUUUAUUUUCACAUUAGAAUAGUAAACUGGAGUUGCUACUGGACACAUGUUGAGAUGCGAAUGAAGAUCUAGUUCAAUGGGUUAUGUACCAGGGCUUGAAACUGGAUUUCAAUUUGGCCCCUCAUAUGAGCCCUAUGAAACUAUAACAAAGAGUAACUGGAGAUUUUGUGUGUCUUUUUAAUGAUAAUUUAAAUUUUAUUGGUGGAGCCAAGGGUGGAAACUAAAUACAUAAAAUUUAACUGACGAAUUAUAUAUCAGUAGAAAAUUUAACAUUUAUAAAUAUAUAUGAAUUUAAAACAAAUUAAAGUGAAUAUAUAUAUAUUUCAAAUUGUAUUUUUUCUCCUCUCACUUUCGUGUUGAAAUGUGUAAUUUUUGUAGUGGAAGUUGAUCGUACCAAAGAGGGUGUACAUAAUUAUUAAUUAUUAGCAGUGUUUUAUAAUAACUGGACCACAUCUGCCAUUCUGUCUAUAUAUCUCUGUCCAUGUACUGCAGUUCACUUCAUUUUAUAAGGAGAGGAUUCAUUAUUUUCAGAUGUGUGUAUUCUAGUUUUCAAAGUACAGGAAAAUGCUUCUGUUUGCAAGGUGCAAACACAAGGGAUAAAUAACAAAAGUGGAUGUCCAGUGCAGUUACUGAAGCCUGGAGCUUACUUUCAGUACUUAUUUUAUUUUGCAAGGUGCAAGAAUUGAGUUGAAAUGAAACUUACGAAAGUGCAAUUUUCUCAUAACCAAAGAGGAACAUUUAUUAAUAAUUUGGUUAAAGUGCAGGAUGUUAAUUUCAAAGAAAUGUACCCAAUUCUUGUGGGAAUGGGUGCUCUUGGAUACAGUUAAUGGAAAUGGAUUUGAGGUACUAGUCUCUUAAGACAAAUUCUUGACCGUAGAAUAAAUGAAUAAGAUCUGCACUAAUCAUUAUGAAUGUUAUUAUUACAACAAUAUUUAUCCGUUGCCCUUCUGUGGACAGUUUUUACAUGUUAUUUUUAAAUGUCAUUGUUAAAAAUUUUCCAGUUACUGUAAUGCUCUCAUCCUGUACUUUCUGAAUGUGCUUAAAAUUACUUGAGUUUUUGACAGAAGUUGAAUUAAAAAUGCGACUUACAUAGUUUAAGUGUUGGAAAGAUGAUUAUAUAAGGAUACCGCCAUAUUAGUAAAUAUGCUGACACACGGGUGCCUGAGUGAACAUGUUAGCAACAGUUACUUCAAAAGCUGUCUCAUGUUGGUGUUCCAACAACAUUUGCUGUAACUACUACAUGUAAUUUAGGUAGUUUGAUGGUUGGUAAUAUUGAAUUAUCGUCAUGACAAAGUGCUCUUCUUAUGCAGUACUUUUUUUUUCAAGUAGAUGUGACAUAAAUUAUCUCCCCUGAAGAAAUGCUCUAAAAUGCGAAUUUGAAGUAGAGUGUAAAAAACUUAUUCUCUGAUUAUGGAUUCAGCAUAUUAAACAUUACAGAGUUAUUUUUAUGCAGUAUCCUUGGCUGUUAAUAACAUUUUUAAUGCCGGAGUGAAAAAAGAUAAACAUUUUAAAAUGAGUUCCUUUUAGUGAAUGUACGUAUAGGUAGAUCUGUAUUUAUUUGUUGGCAACAAAUUUAUUAUAUGUGGUGAGGCCACAAGUUUUUGGCAAUGCCUAUCACGUAAACUUUGUAUAACUGCUUCAUUCAAUUCAAUUCAACUGUCAUAUUUGCUGUAUCUUUGUAUGUAAUGUGCUCAGAUUUUAACAAUGUUUUCAUAGAACACCGGAGAAAUUCUUCUACCAUACAUGUUUCAAUAGAAGUGUGGACUGGUCCUUCCUUAAAGGAAAUGUAUUAGUACCUACUAACAAUUAUAAGACAGGCUAUUAUUUAAAUUGUAGCAAUUAGUCCACCAUUUACAGCACUAUUAUGAAGUAUUUGAGUUUGCACCCUACAUACCAAUUUAAAUAAGACACAUUUCUUCUACAGAAUCAUGAAGGACAUAGCACUUCAAAAAGAAAUAAAAGUCCCGUUAUAACUAUACCUCUAGACGCUUGCAUAUAUUUGAUUACUUACAUUUAUAAGUCCUAUGCAAGUGCCUGUGUGAGUUGCUGUUUGCCACAGUGUUGAACUGAGCAGCUGUGGUAAUUGAGAAUAGAUUUUAUUUUGAUGUUCUCCAAGUGAAAUGUAUGAUACGAGAUCACAUACUAAAUAAUGCUCACAACUCUUACAGACUCUUGAAGUCUUGAUACAGAUACAAAUGGA
Messenger RNA from Cryptotermes secundus, 5939 nucleotides. Its product is annotated as nucleolar protein 4. Bases 224 to 2755 code for a protein of 843 amino acids. The record is from RefSeq and is a predicted model, not a curated record. The transcript has 11 exons. NCBI's taxonomy places the organism in Eukaryota, Metazoa, Arthropoda, Insecta, Blattodea, Kalotermitidae.